AUGACAGAUCGCGGUUUUGACAAGGCCGAAUUCGUUAAAUCAGUAGAGAGUGAGGAUUUUAGUCGAAAUACCAGUAGCGCGUCUACUCCAGGAAGUAUAAGAUCUACAUCGAAGAAGAGACCGAUGCAAAAAAAGAAACUCGCUUGUGUAGAGUGCCGGCAGCAGAAAUCCAAGUGCGACGCACACGAAAGGGCUCCCGAACCCUGUACACGGUGUCUCAAGAAAGGUGUACCAUGCGUUUUACAGAAAGAUUUUAGAAGAACGUGCAAGAGGGCCAGAAAUGAGGUUAUUGCCAAGAAAUUCCAAGAGUUGACUCAGUCACUAUCAAGUUUGGGGUCGGAAGAAUUACUGAAAAAACUGGAUGCUGAUUCAUUAAAUAUACCAAAGAGUCUAGGGGUUACUGGCGAUAUGAACAGUAACGGUAGCGGUCAGUGGACUGAAAAAUUAAGUUCGAAUUCGAAUUCAAAUCCUGAUAUAAAUAUUGAUAUAUCCAAGAAUGACGAUGCUUUGAAAACAUUGCGUUCAGUUUUAUCUACCAAAGAUGUAGUAUCGAUGGUGACAUCAUCAGGAUCGCUCGAUACAGGCGCAAAACUGGAUGGUGCUAUAAAUUUGAGUCGCGAACAACUUGAAUGUCAACCAAAAUCUCUCGGGGAUGUCACCUUGUCUAGUGCAGAUAUCGCUGACCUAUUCAAUGAAUUCAAUACCAAGUACCAUCCAUUUUUACCAGUUGUUGAUGUAACCAAGGGCCCUGAAAAAAUUUACAGCUUAUCUCCAUGUCUUUUCUGGGUUAUUAUACUUGUAGGUCUAAGAAGAAAGUUCGAAGCAAUCGAAACAAUGAACAAGCUCUCUAACAUGGUUAAGUCUAUAUUGGCAGAGAUCACUAUUUCUCCUAUUAUAAGAUAUUCUCCAUCUGAAACCGAUGAACCUGUGCUUAAUGUUUCUUCGGUUUAUUCUGUUCAAGCCUUCCUAAUUUAUACAUACUGGCCUCCUCUGACUUCUUCAUUAAGUGCUGACACAUCAUGGAACACAAUCGGUUCAGCUAUGUUCCAAGCACUCAGAGUGGGACUUAACAGUGCUCAAUUUUCCACAGAAUAUGCCACCGCCAACUCUCAGUUGAUCCACGAACAAAUUAGGACAUGGAUAUGUUGUAACAUAGUCUCACAAACCAUCUCUGCAUCAUUUGGGUUUCCAGCUUAUGUGGCCUUUGAUCAUACAGUCAUCAGCACUUGUAAAAUCUCUACCGCUGGAAAUGAUAAAAACGACUUCGUACCUUUCACUAUAAAGCAAAUGUUACAGAUUGCCCACUUUGAGAAUCAAGUUGUCGAUACUAUGAACUCCAAUCCGAGAAACAUGAAUGGUCUAGCUUCAGAUGAAGAAAGGUUACCGUUAUUACAUGUUUUGAAUAGACAGCUAAAGGAACUAGAACUUCAACUAGACAAUGUAAAAUUGGACGAUAUUAGGAGAUUUUUACUUCUUGUUACAAAGGUGCAUUUGUUGACCUAUUAUUUCACCGAAGCUAAAGAGACGGAUAUUGGAGCUAAUAAACAAAAAAUUUCCGUGAAGGAUAUGGAAACUAGCUUUGCGACAAAGAGAGGCUUGGUAAUAGCAUACAAUUCUGCAGUGCAGUUGUUGCAACAUGCCAAAGAUAUGUGGAAACGCGAUCCCCUUAUUGUAAAAUAUCUUCCGGGUGUUUAUAUCCUUAACAUAUGGCAAUCAGCCUCAAUAAUAUCGAAACUAGUACACUCAUCUCUUGGAUCAAUUAUAGACGUCAACACAGGUAAAGAAGUGUAUCAAGAUGCUGUAUCUCUUAUCUCGAAUGCAUCUGUGCUCAAAUACGAUAUGGCAUAUAGAUCUGCAGGAAUUAUGAGGAGCAUAUGGAGCAUGUUCAAUAAUAUGUUCGAGGAGUGGAAAAGCAAAGAACAUCAAAGUGGUGGUGUAUCUAAGGGCGAGAAGGACUUUAAUUUGACGAUUACCAUAAAAUCAAGAAUGUCCGUGAGUGUGUUCUUCGAUUGUUUGUAUAUUCUCAGACAAAAGUGUGGUAUGGCUAAAUUGAAGAGAGAAAAGGAGAGAGCAAUAUCCUCUGAUGAAGAGAAUCAUAAUGAAUUAAGCAAUGGUGACGCUUCAACUAAGGAACUGUUAACAGAGGACAAAAACCCGGAGGAAAAUGCAAGAAAAAUCAUCUCUACCAUCCCUCUUGACCCUGAACCUAUUAAUGCCCAACAGUCAAGUGGAAGUAGUAUAACAUCUCCUAGUGGAUCGCACACAGGGGAUGUGCUAUCAUUAAAAUCAAUUCUGAACAAAAACUCUCCUAGAGAUGAUUUAAUGGCUAGAAAUAAACAUUCAGCUUUGAAGGGCUCAUCCUCGGUCACUCCAACUACUACAAUCAUAAAAUCACCUUCCGUUACACCUGUUGGCGCUCAAAACAUAGAGCAGCAGAAUGCUAUCUCAUACCCUAAUUCUCUUGAUAUGUUGAGCGGAAUCAAUGACAAUAGACUAGCCAAGAAUAUUGCCAACAAAAAACAAGCUUCUUCACCUCGUGUGAAAGCCCCAAGCCCAUUGUCUCAGAACUAUAAAAAUAAUGAAAAUCCGACAAGCACGACACAAACAUUCAAUGAGCUGCUAGAACAGCCCAUUCCAUACACUUCAUCCAGAGACUCCAAUCCAGUUCAAGCAGAAAACCGGAAAGAACAAUCCCAGUCUAUGUCUCCAAGCCUAACCGAAAGGUGGGAUAAUUGGGAAUCUGACCUAGUGUGGAAAGAUGUCGAUAUUCUAAUGAAUGAAUUCGCAUUCAAUCCAACGUUGUAA
Kluyveromyces marxianus DMKU3-1042 is the source of this 2805-nucleotide messenger RNA. RefSeq names its product leucine-responsive transcriptional regulator LEU3 (gene LEU3). Gene Ontology annotation, biological process: regulation of DNA-templated transcription; DNA-templated transcription. Gene Ontology annotation, molecular function: DNA-binding transcription factor activity, RNA polymerase II-specific; zinc ion binding; transcription cis-regulatory region binding. The transcript has a single exon. Bases 1 to 2805 code for a protein of 934 amino acids. Gene Ontology annotation, cellular component: nucleus. The record is from RefSeq and is a predicted model, not a curated record. Lineage: Eukaryota; Fungi; Ascomycota; Saccharomycetes; Saccharomycetales; Saccharomycetaceae.